This is a messenger RNA of Symbiodinium necroappetens, 1899 nucleotides long. NCBI's taxonomy places the organism in Eukaryota, Dinophyceae, Suessiales, Symbiodiniaceae. The record is from the annotation of a GenBank genome assembly.
AUGGCUUACACGACCAUUCGCGAGGCGUGGGAUGCGAUCCCGGCCGUGCGCGAGCGCAUGCGACACUCGCAGACUUUGGUGUGUCGUUCCGAUGGUGAGCCGGAGAACUCUCCGUGCAAUAAGAGCAUCGCGAAUGCGAGGCUCAACGAAGCAGUCUUGCAGCCGUACCUCCUCAAGAUGUACGAGAGCAAUCUUAAACUGCCCACCAUCGACACAGUCUUGACUGAAGUUCAUGAGUUUUACUCCAUGUGCCGGGUUCAGAAGGACGCUACCAUCCUGUACAACCAAGCCUGGAGUUUGAGGCGGCUCCUCCAGCUUGUCAAGGACUCCAGCCUGCAGUGCAUGGUUGCCACCUUGCUGGGCUUCAGAGUGGAAGAUGUUGAGGAAAUGGUGGGCACUUGGGCCACCAUCCGCGAGUCAAUCGGCCUUCAACAUGGGGCCUCAAGCAGAUCAUCUUUGGGAUCCGCGGCCGUGGAGGACGACGAUGAGGAGGCCGUGGACGUGCCAACAAGACCCGUGGCUAGGCCACUGGCGGGGAGCACUGUCGAGUUGGUCCGUCGGGCGGCUGACGUGCUCGAGCGGCUGGGCAUUUCCGAUGAUGAUGAUGAGGACAUGGACGUGGGUGCUGAAGCUGCUGAAGAGGGCGGCGAGGUCGAGGCCAGUGAUGAGCCCCAGGAGGCUCAUGAGGUUGCGGAGCCCAGCGGCUCCUCUGGUGGACCGAAUGGGGUCCUGGCUUUGAAGGAGGAAGAGGACGACGAUGAUGUUUGCAUCACGGCUGUGAACAUCGAGCCGUGCCGUGUUCCCAAGCGGCCUUCCGAGAUGACCGAAGCCGAGAUUAGGGAGCGUUUGGGAGUGGUCCAGAGGGAGAUCAAGCACAGAAGGAUGAUGGACCUCAAGGGGUCGUUUUCACGUGGAAAUGCACUCCGUUUGGCACGCCUGCGUGCGAUGGAAACGACUGGUGGCACUGUUGAGCCCCUCGCGACGGCUCCCCCCUGCCGCUGCCUCGACAAUGACGAGACCCAGCUUUGGGAGGAAGAUGAUGAGCCCAACACUGUACCAGCUCUUAAGCCGGAGCGUGUGAAGCCCUUUCCCCCGGUAGAGGCUGGAUAUGUCACGAGGCGUGACCAGUUCAAGCUGCGGGACGGUUUGGUUACUGCGGAUCCUUCGGCCGAGGCCAAGGACACCAAGGAUCUCCGCGAUGCUCUUCCGAGUGAUCCUGCCCGCUCUCGUCGCAAGAGCAAGAAGACCCGAAAACCCAAGCGUGGGAAGGGCAAGGCUAGCGCAGCCGCUGAGCCCACGCCCAAGAAGAGCACGAAGCCUAAGAAGACCAAGGCGGUCAAGAAGGGCAAGAAAGCAACCGUGGCAGAGGAUGAGUCCGCCGAGCCUGCGUCUAGCAAUCCUCCGGCUGCUGUGCCCAAGGCAAAAGCCAAGGCCAAGAGUGCACGCAAGCCCAAGGGUACGGAAGCCGCCGCCCCGGUGAAGGACAAGGCAGCCUUGGAGGACGAUUCGAAGCAGAAGGCCGCGAGGAUCAGGCUGCCAACCAUGGGUUACGAGGAGCCGGUGGCUGAUGAAGCCGAGGCCACGGCGGCCUUGAAAGACCUCUUCGAGUCUUGCGUUGCUGGUGAGCAUUUGCAGAUCCAUCAAUUCGAGUCUGAGGCCCCUUGCCGUGCAUCCUAUUACUGGACCAAGGAGCAAUGCGGCCUCAAGGUUCAGGCUGUGGGACAGAGUGGUUGCAAGGCUUGGAAGCAGCUGCAUUACUUCUCGCAGUGGACUCCUACGGGAAUGGCCAUUUGGAAGAGCCGCAAAGCCGGGAACAGCUCCGUUGUCGAGAAGAGGACCGUCGGUGAUUUCAAGGCUAUGCUCAUGGAUGUGAACAAUGCCGUGGUGAAUGAGAUGUAA